GCUAAGAACAUCAGUGACUUAGAUUCUUUCUUACAAACAAAUAACUUACCGUUAAAUUUUUCAUUAGCAAAUCGUUGUUUUUCUUAAUUUGUUCUUACAUACUUUCAAACGUCCCGUCGGCAUUGUUUACAAUUUUACUUGAACGUCACGUCAUAUUACCGUGACAGCAGCGUAAUGGUCCUUUAAUCGUGAUGUGGAAACGUCUUCUGGCUGUAGACGUUACCGCCUCAUCUUUUGUUUAUGUAGUGUCUCUUUAAUAUGAAACUCUAAAUUUGACUAGGAGAACUAUGAGUCCAAAAGGUUAUGAUAGGACCAAACAGUCAUUAGCUCUUCAGCUAUUUGAAGCUGUUGAAGAGAAAUGUUUGCAAGAAAUUUUAAAACUACUGGACCACGAUAAAGCUGACCCCAACAUUGUCAUUCUUUCAAGAGGCGUUAGCCCAUUUCACUUGGUGAUAGGAUGUGAUUGUGCUCACUUUGCUGAAGAAGCUACUCGCAUAUUUCUUCAGCACAACGCCAAUCCUAAUAUUAGAAGCGAAGAUGGUCUGACUCCUGUACAUGUAGCUGCAGUAUGGGGCAGGACCAACCUCUUAAUGUUACUGUUAUCAUGUGGAGGAGAUCCUUGGUUGCGUGAUGCUGAUUAUGGUUACACCCCCCUCCAUUUUGCUCUGAAGGAGAAGCAUUGGGAAACAGCUCUUAUUCUUCAGAAAUAUCAACUUUUAGAUCGUAGGCAUCGCCUUAGUGAAGGUCUUAGUGUGCCUCGCUUUAACUUUAAUUUGGAAACUAUUGUUGUAAAUGCUGGUGAGAUGCAAGCUGAAUAUGCUACAUCACCCCAAGAUAUUGGUGCUCCAGUUGUGUGUUCACCAGUACAGAAACCAAAGCAGGUAAAUGCUGGGUACAGCUGGAAUAUCGAUCCUUUGGAAAGUCAAGAAUAUGUUCGUCAAUGGUGCCACAAGGAAUUUACUCCACUUCAAGUGCUUCAUACAAGUACACCAACUCAUCAUAAAGCUAUAAAUUGUGGAAAUGUUGCAAGUGAGCGGCUUCCUGAACCUGCUCAAGUCCUGAACAUAAGUCCUGAUUGUAGGACUCCUAACAUAACUAGUUCAAAACUAUUGACACCAAAAACCAUAGAUUACAGCACAAAUGAAAGAGGUUCUUCAAGUAUGACUCCUUCAAAAAAUUUAUUGAAACCUCCCACUGAUGCAAGAAAGAAGUUAUUUCUUGAAGAAUUGAAGAAGAGAUUCAAUGGCUUCUGCAAGCAGUCUUUUGAUUUAUCAAAAGAGGAUUCAAGCAAAGGAAACAUUUUUGAACGAAGCUCAGGAUAUUUUGGAAGAAAAAGUUUUGGCAAGUCCAAAAAAACAAAGAAAUUAGAAAAGUCACAGCACUUAUCAGCUGAAUUAUUGACAAAUGUAAAUAAGAGUAAUGUGAGUGAAAACUUGAGCUAUAAGACUUCAAGAUCAGUUGACUUGGUUGGCAGUGAAAAUGUCAGUGACCCAAAUGUGAAUUGCAAUGACCAGACCAGCUUGGAAAACUCCCCUGUUGAUGAAGUUGAUGCUGUUCCACUCCAUGAUUCUGUUGAUACAUCUGUAGAAUGGAUUGCUAGUCAGUCAUGCUUCUCUGAAGAAGGGAGCCCAAAUUCAAGUAACUCUCAGUCAUAUGUCACUUGUGAUGAAGGACCAACACUUGAUGUAAUGAAAGAUUUGCCAAUUUUGUCAGCUAUGAGCACAAUACCAGAAGCUACACCAUUAGUACUUCCUGUGGAAACCUCUGAUGCUCCCCAACGCCCACCAAGAAGAAAACGGUCCCAAGCCCUGAAUAGAACUCUGGCAGGAAGUGUACCAUCUCAAGCAUCAUCAACAGCUUCCUUUGGUACAAUAAUAGCUGAAGAGUACCGUUACACAGAUGAUGAAGCAGGUGUCGUUUUAAUUGAAAAUCAUCUGUUCACCAAGCCAAUUGAUGUUCCCAGUCCUUCUGACACCGACAGUGUGGUUUCAGCUCCUCUCACAGUUCUCAGUGAUGCUCCCACUGCCACCUCAGAUGUAUCAUCGGUUCCUGCUAGUUUUAGCUAUGAUGCUGUAACACUGCGAAAAGAAUUGGUGUCCUUUGGAGAGGUUGUUGGGCCUAUAACGUCUACAACCAAAAAAGUGUACUUGCGGAGAUUGUAUCGUUUAAAGAAAAGCAAAUGCAAGCCUACUUCUGUGUCAGUAUCAUCAAACUACCCAUCUGAACUACAACGUGUGCUGCACAACAGUGACUGGGAAACUGAUGUACUUACGUAUGCCAAGUUUGAAAAGCUCAUGUCCAUUCCUUUUGAGAAACCUGAUCCAAACAGAAGAUGGCGCGAGGGUGUGGCUAAAUCUUCUUUCAACUACUUGCUUCUUGAUCCUCGUUUAAGUAACAAUUUACCUGCAAAGGUAGCUGCACAUGACCUCGAAACAUGGCGUCAAUUUAUUUCUUCUGUAUUUUAUAUUGGAAAAGGAAAACGCUCCAGACCUUAUGCGCAUCUGUACCAAGCUGUGCACUUGUGGAAUAAAGGAGAAAAUGGCAAAAGUAGUAAUUCUAAGAUUCAACGCAUUCUUGACAUUUGGAAAGAUGGACAUGGAGUUGUAUGCCUUCAUAUAUUUCAAAACAUUAUUCCAGUUGAAGCCUUAACUCGGGAAGCAGCUAUGAUAGAUGCAAUGGGAAUUAACAACCUUGUUAAUUUAAAAGGUGGAGAAUACUAUGGACCAGCCUCGACUUGGCGAACUCGUCAGAAAAAGCAGCUCGGUGUUUACUUGUUGUACAGAGCAAUGCGCAUCUUUUUGUGUGAAGGUGAACGGCAGUUACGACCAGGUGACAUUGACUAAGUGUACCUUUGGUAAAUCAAUUUUACCAUGAUGUGUAUCCUGAUUUUUUUUCCUGUAAUGAUUGUGACUGUUAGCAAAUGUGUGCUACAAAAUGUUAAAUUAUUGUUUUUGACGAUCAAAAAGUUUAAAAUUAUUUUGUGAUAUUUGUUUUGGUCUGUGAUUAUUGUUUGUAUUGUAGAGCAUAAUAAGUAAUCACAAAUUCAGUUUUUAACUUGCCAACAUUAAUCUUGUACUCAUGUGUAAAUAUUUGAAACCAUUUAUUCAUACGCACAUUAAAAGUAAAUAUUUUAUUUCAAUUAAAUACACGUUUAUGAGGUCUCCUA
Frankliniella occidentalis (western flower thrips) is the source of this 3166-nucleotide messenger RNA. RefSeq names its product ankyrin repeat and LEM domain-containing protein 1. Gene Ontology annotation, molecular function: protein binding; endonuclease activity. The record is from RefSeq and is a predicted model, not a curated record. The coding region runs from base 288 to 2843 and encodes 851 amino acids. Lineage: Eukaryota; Metazoa; Arthropoda; Insecta; Thysanoptera; Thripidae. The transcript is spliced from 6 exons.